AUGCAGGCGCGCUACUCCGUGUCCAGCCCCAACUCCCUGGGAGUGGUGCCCUACCUCGGCGGCGAGCAGAGCUACUACCGCGCGGCCGCGGCGGCAGCGGGGGGCGGCUACACGGCCAUGCCGGCCCCCAUGAGCGUGUACUCGCACCCGGCGCACGCUGAGCAGUACGCGGGCGGCAUGGCCCGCGCCUACGGGCCCUACACGCCGCAGCCGCAGCCCAAAGACAUGGUGAAGCCGCCCUACAGCUACAUCGCGCUCAUCACCAUGGCCAUCCAGAACGCGCCGGACAAGAAGGUCACCCUGAACGGCAUCUACCAGUUCAUCAUGGACCGCUUCCCCUUCUACCGCGACAACAAGCAGGGCUGGCAGAACAGCAUCCGCCACAACCUCUCGCUCAACGAGUGCUUCGUCAAGGUGCCGCGCGACGACAAGAAGCCGGGCAAGGGCAGCUACUGGACGCUCGACCCGGACUCCUACAACAUGUUCGAGAACGGCAGCUUCCUGCGGCGGCGGCGGCGCUUCAAGAAGAAGGACGCCGUGAAGGACAAGGAGGAGAAGGACCGGCUGCACCUCAAAGAGCCGCCGCCGCCGCCGCCGCCGCCGCCGCCGACGGCCGGCCGCCAGCCCGCGCCCGCGCCCCCCGAGCAGGCCGACGGCGCGCCGCCCGGGGCGCAGCCCCCGCCCGUGCGCAUCCAGGACAUCAAGACCGAGAACGGUACGUGCCCCUCGCCGCCCCAGCCCCUGUCCCCGGCCGCCGCCCUGGGCAGCGGCAGCAGCGGCGCCGCCGCGGUGCCCAAAAUCGAAAGCCCCGACAGCAGCAGCAGCAGCCUGUCCAGCGGGGGCAGCCCCCCCGGCGGCCUGCCGGCGGCGCGGCCGCUGAGCCUGGACGGCGCGGAGCCCGGCCCGCCGCCCGCGCCCGCGCCCGCGCACAGCCAGGGCUUCAGCGUGGACAACAUCAUGACGUCGUUGCGGGGGUCGCCGCAGGGCGCGGCCGCCGAGCUGGGAUCCGGCCUCCUGGCCCCGGCCGCCGCGUCCUCGCGCGCGGGCCUCGCGCCUCCGCUGGCGCUCGGCGCCUACUCGCCAGGCCAGAGCUCGCUGUACGGCUCGCCCUGCAGCCAGAGCCCCGGCGCGGGCGGCGCGGGCGGCGCGGGCGGGGGCGGCGGGGCGGGGGGCCCCGGGACCUACCACUGUAACCUGCAGGCCAUGAGCCUGUACGCGGCGGGGGAGCGCGGCGGCCACGUGCAGGGCGCUCCCGCGGGCGCCGGAGGCUCCUCGGUGGACGACCCUCUGCCCGACUACUCCCUGCCCCCGGCCACCAGCAGCAGCUCCUCGUCCCUGGGCCACGGCGGCGGCGGCGGCCAGGAGGCCGGCCACCACCCCGCGGCCCACCAAGGCCGCCUGGCCUCGUGGUACCUGAACCAGGCGGGCGGGGACCUGGGCCACCUGGCCAGCGCGGCGGCGGCGGCCGCGGGCUACCCGGGCCAGCAGCAGAACUUCCACUCGGUGCGGGAGAUGUUUGAGUCGCAGCGGAUCGGCCUGAACAACUCGCCGGUAAACGGGAACAGCAGCUGUCAGAUGGCCUUUCCUUCCGGCCAGUCCCUGUACCGUACGUCCGGGGCCUUCGUCUACGACUGCAGCAAGUUCUGACCCCCCGCCUCCGCCCCGCCUGCCUCCCAGCCGGACCGAACCGAACCGAACCCCGGAGCAGGAGCAGCCAAAAGGACCCUCAGCGCAAAAGUGAAACCAAAAACCCAGUCCGUAAAACGUCCACCAAACUAGCAAACAGAAGCCCUCCACACUUUCAAGUCACCAGCAUGAAGAAAAGGCUUUCUUCUCUUAGAAGAUGGAUUCGGAGCCACCUCCACUUUGCUUUAUCUAAACAAACAGAACCGUAAAACUGUUUUGUACAGAGACAGCAGUCAUGGUUUGUUAAAGGGCAGUGUUUCUCCAGAUAACACGUAAGUUUCUUCCUCUUUCCAGAGAACACCUCUCCUCCUCCUGCCCCGUCCCUUGCCCUCUCACCUGUAAGAUAUUGUUUUAUCCUCUAUUGACAGGAGGGAGGAAGUCCCCCAUACGUGGAGAUGGCUUUCUUGUUAUUCCUGGACUUGUUUUAAAAUGUAAAUUGCAAUAUAGUAAUUUAUUUUUGAUUUGUAGUUGGAUGUCCUGGGACCAAACGCCAGAAAGUGUUUCCAAAACCUGACGUUAAAUUGCCUGAAACUUUAAAUUGUGCUUUUUUGAUUAUGAAAAGGGAAACUGUAUUAUUCUUAUUCUAUCAUCUUUGCUUUCUUUUUGUUGAGCAUAUUCAUUGUUUAUUAAUAAAUUACCAUUCAGUUUGAAUGAGACCUAUAUGUCUGGAUACUU
Budorcas taxicolor (takin) is the source of this 2361-nucleotide messenger RNA. It is a transcript of the gene FOXC1, whose product is annotated as forkhead box C1. The transcript has a single exon. NCBI's taxonomy places the organism in Eukaryota, Metazoa, Chordata, Mammalia, Artiodactyla, Bovidae. The coding region runs from base 1 to 1647 and encodes 548 amino acids. The record is from RefSeq and is a predicted model, not a curated record. Gene Ontology annotation, biological process: cell differentiation; anatomical structure morphogenesis; regulation of transcription by RNA polymerase II. Gene Ontology annotation, molecular function: DNA-binding transcription factor activity, RNA polymerase II-specific; RNA polymerase II cis-regulatory region sequence-specific DNA binding.